This is a messenger RNA of Rhinopithecus roxellana (golden snub-nosed monkey), 945 nucleotides long. RefSeq names its product olfactory receptor 2B6-like. Lineage: Eukaryota; Metazoa; Chordata; Mammalia; Primates; Cercopithecidae. Gene Ontology annotation, molecular function: olfactory receptor activity; G protein-coupled receptor activity. The record is from RefSeq and is a predicted model, not a curated record. Bases 1 to 945 code for a protein of 314 amino acids. Gene Ontology annotation, biological process: G protein-coupled receptor signaling pathway. Gene Ontology annotation, cellular component: membrane. The transcript has a single exon.
AUGCCACUAAUUAAUGAAAGCCGUCCUGAAGAAUUUACUCUGUUAGGCUUUGCAGACCGCCCUUGGCUACAGCUUCCUCUGUUCACUAGUCUUAUAACGUACCCCAUAGCCAUGAUGGGAAACAUCACAAUCAUUCUGGUGUCCAGGUUAGACUCUCGUCUUCAUAGCCCCAUGUAUUUCUUCCUCGCCAACCUCUCCUUUUUGGACAUGUGUUACACCACAAGCAUUGUCCCUCAGAUGCUGGUUAACCUGGGAAGCUCUAAGAAGACCAUCAGCUAUAUGGGGUGUGCAGUUCAACUUUAUUUCUUUCACAUAAUGGGGGGCACAGAAUGUUUGCUCUUGGCUCUUAUGUCCUUCGAUCGCUAUGUGGCCAUCUGCAGACCUCUUCACUACACCCUCAUCAUGAAUCAGCGCAUUUGUAUCCUAUUAGUUUCCACCAUGUGGCUAAUUGGAAUAACCUAUGCUGUCUCAGAGGCCACUGCUACAUUACGGUUGCCACUGUGUGGUCUCAAUAAGCUGGACCACUUACUGUGUGAGAUUCCUGUUCUGAUAAAGAAUGCCUGUGGUGAAAAGGGUACUAACGAGCUCACACUCUCUGUGGUAUGCAUUUUUAUGUUAGCUGUCCCACUAUGCUUAAUUCUUGCUUCCUAUGCUAGUAUUGGACAUGCUGUAUUUAAGAUCAAAUCUUCUGAGGGAAGGAAAAAGGCCUUUGGGACAAGCUCCUCCCAUCUUAUUGUAGUUUUGUUAUUUUAUGGCCCAGCCAUCAGCAUGUACCUUCAGCCCCCGUCCUCCAUCUCAAGGGAUCAGCCCAAGUUCAUGGCCCUCUUCUAUGGAGUGGUGACUCCCACACUCAACCCCUUUAUCUACACCCUGCGGAAUAAGGACGUGAAGGGGGCAUUAUGCCACCUGGUGAGGAGAAUUUCAGCUUUAAGUGAUAGUUGGUAG